Molecule: messenger RNA, 453 nt
Organism: Hyaena hyaena (striped hyena)
Lineage: Eukaryota; Metazoa; Chordata; Mammalia; Carnivora; Hyaenidae
Product: keratin-associated protein 15-1
Exons: 1
Coding region: 1-453 (150 amino acids)
Source: RefSeq, a predicted model, not a curated record
AUGCAUGACAACGGCAGCUCUUCAAACUUCUCCUCCUGCUUUCCUGGGGGUUAUCUGGGGUACCCAGUUUCCACCUAUGACUCUUUCUACUCCAGAAAUGUAGUCAACCCUCCCAGCAUCUGCCAGCUGGGCUCCCCUCUCUUUGCUGGCUGCCAGGAGACCUGCUGCGAGCCCACCAGCAGAUGGACGUACUGUACUGGGCCCAGAUCCUACCAGACAUCCUGCUUCCGUCCAAAGAAUUCCAUCUUCUUCAGUCCCUGCCAAACAAAUUAUACUGGAUCUCUGGGAUGUGGAAACAUUGGCCUUGGGGCUUUUGGUUGUGGAAGCACUGGUUUCCAGUCUCUGGGCUGUGGGUCCAGCUUCUGUCAUCCCACUUACUUUUCUUCCAGGAAUUGCCACUCAACUUGUUACCAACCAGCCUUUAGCUCUCGCUUUUGGGGGUCAACUUACUGA